Messenger RNA from Exophiala mesophila, 1118 nucleotides. RefSeq lists its product as uncharacterized. Gene Ontology annotation, molecular function: oxidoreductase activity. Lineage: Eukaryota; Fungi; Ascomycota; Eurotiomycetes; Chaetothyriales; Herpotrichiellaceae. The record is from RefSeq and is a predicted model, not a curated record. The transcript has a single exon. The coding region runs from base 59 to 982 and encodes 307 amino acids.
UCGAAACAGUGUUAGACUUUAUUGCAUUAUCUUCCGAGAAGACAUCUAUACCAGAAACAUGCCGUCGAUCAAAAAGGUUGUGGUUCUGGGUGCUGGUGGCAAUGUAGGAAAAUCCACCAUCAAGGCUCUGCUCGCCGAGCCCGGAAGAUUUGAGGUCACAGGCGUCACCCGCAAAGAUUCUGGUGCAGUAUUGCCCGCUGUUGUUCGGCACGUCAGAUCCGAUUAUUCCAAACAGUCGCUACAGGAUGCCUUUGCUGGUCAAGACGCAGUUGUUAGUACCGUCUCUGGAUCUGGCUUAAGCGAACAGACAGCUAUCGUUGAUGCUGCUAUUGCAGCAGGAGUUCAGGUAUUGAUCCCAUCCGAAUACGGUAUCGAUACAGCGCUGCCAGCCGCGACGGACUUUGUUCCUUUCCUCAAGGAGAAGGUGGCAGUAGUGCAGUAUCUCCGAUCGAAAGAGGAUCAGAUAUCCUGGACCGCGAUCAUUACUGGGUCGAUCUUUGAUUGGGGUCUAAACAUUCCUGGCUUCGGAGGUUGGAAUCUACCUGCUCGUUCUGUUACCAUUUAUGACGGAGGUGACAUCGAAUAUGAAGCAACGAAUCUCGACCAGGUGGGCAGAGCUAUCACAGCCGCAUUGGAGCACCAUGAGCUCACCAAAAACAAACACGUGUAUGUCAACAGCUUCACGAUUACGCAAAAUCAGGUCCUUAGAGCACUUGAGAAGGCAACAGGUGACAAAUUUGCUGUCACGCAUGAUUCCUCGGAUGAUUUGUAUCAAGACGGUGUCAACAAACUCAGUGAAGGUCAACUACUGGUUGGUUUGCUCGCUCAAAUCGCUUCGGCAUUUUACGCUAAAGGUGCGAAAUUGGGUCUCGGCAACUACUCCAGCUCGAGGGGGCUUUGGAAUGACAGAUUGGAUCUUGCUCCAGAAGACCUCGAAAGCUUCCUUCAAGGAUUCGUUGGCAAUAAAUCUGGAGUUCAGUAAGCUCAUGCAUGCGCGAGUCGAGUCGGAUAUGUAUCAGAGGGUAUUGAACUUCCGUUAUUCAGGAGAGAAAAUAUCUUUCGACGAAUGAUACCAACACAGCGGCCAAAGCACGGAGUUGAAAAUAGCUUGAAUGAAA